Camelina sativa (false flax) is the source of this 3199-nucleotide messenger RNA. RefSeq names its product receptor like protein 22-like. The record is from RefSeq and is a predicted model, not a curated record. Gene Ontology annotation, molecular function: protein binding. NCBI's taxonomy places the organism in Eukaryota, Viridiplantae, Streptophyta, Magnoliopsida, Brassicales, Brassicaceae.
GUUGUCAAGAACUCAAGCCACGCGAAAGAAGUCAAUGAUUACAACUUGUGUGACUAUAUAACAAGGCCACAAGGGAUUGAUGAUGAUUCACAAGCCAAAGAAAUUAAAAGAUUCAUUGCGUUUCCUAAAAUUUUCACACUUAUAUCCAUCUUUAAUGUCGAACUCGUUUUGGCGUUUACUCUCUCUCGUUUCCAUCCUCCACUGUGUCGCUGCUCUCCAGUGUCUUCCUGACCAAACCGAGACCCUUAAACGUUUCAAAAACGAGUUUCAGUUCUCCAGCAUCUGCAGCGACGACAUUAACUUCUUCAGCGCUGUGGUCUGCGAUAACACGACAGGUGCGGUCACGUUUCUUGAACUCCCCGGUGGAUGUGUACGUGGAACUCUCAGACCAAACAGUAGCCUCUUCGAGUUGAGUCAUCUCCGUUACCUUAACCUCUCGUUCAACAACUUCGAUUCUUCUCCCUUGUCCUCUGCUUUUGGUCAACUCAAAAAUCUUGAGGUCUUGCUUCUCUCCUCUAAUGGCUUCGCCGGCCAAGUUCCUUCUUCAAUACGUAACCUACCCAAAUUAACCAAGUUACAGCUUUCCCACAACAAGCUCACCGGUAACUUAGCUCCACUUGUACAGAAUCUAACCAAUCUUUCAGCUUUAGACCUUUCUUUUAAUCAAUUCUCUGGAACCAUACCUUCUUCUCUCCUCACAAUGCCUUUCUUUUCUUAUCUUGAUUUGAGUGACAAUCAUCUCACUGGCUCAUUUGAAAUCACUAAUAUUUCUUCCUCUAAACUCGAGACUUUACAGCUUGGGAAUAACCAUUUUGAAGCAGAGAUCAUAGAUCAUAUUUCAAAGUUGGUUAGUCUUCAGCAUCUCAGCCUCUCUUUCAUAAACAUAAGCCACCCAAUUGACUUAAAAAUCUUCUCUUCUCUUAAAUCUUUGUCACACCUUGAUCUUUCCGGAAACAGUUUAACACCAACGAGUAUGAAUUCAGAUAUCGAGUUUCCGAAGGACAUGGAGGUCUUGCUCUUGUCCGGAUGCAACAUCAGUGAUUUCCCCAGAUUCUUGAAGCCCUUAAAGAAGUUAUGGUAUUUAGAUCUUUCCAACAACAUAAUCAAAGGGGACGUUCCUGAUUGGUUAUGGAGUCUUCCUCUUUUAGUCUCUCUGGAUCUUCACAACAAUUCAUUCACCGGUUUUAGAGGUUCACUGGAUCAUGUUUUGGCCAAUUCAUCGAUGCAGGUAUUAAAUAUUGCUUUAAACUCUUUCAAAGGUUCAUUCCCUAAUCCACCAGUCUCUAUCAUCCACUUGUCUGCUUGGAACAAUAGUUUCACAGGAGAGAUACCUCUCUCAGUUUGUAACCGAACCUCUCUCGAUAUUCUUGACCUAUCCUACAACAACUUCACCGGCUCAAUCCCUCCAUGUAUGGGUAACUUCACCAUAGUGAAUCUCCGGAAAAACAAGUUGGAAGGAAACAUUCCAGACGAGUUUUAUAGUGGUGCUUUGACACAGACAUUUGACGUUGGAUACAAUAGGCUAACCGGAAAGCUUCCAAGAUCGCUCUUGAACUGCUCUCUCCUAAGGUUUCAUGGUCCUAUAUCUCCACCUGAUGAUCAAGGUCCUCUUGCAUUUCCUAAGCUCCAGAUACUUGAAAUAUCGCAUAACAGAUUUACGGGAACCUUGCCAAGAAAUUACUUUGCGAACUGGAGUGCAACGUCUAUCAAGAUGCAUGAUGAAGAGAGGCUAUAUAUGGGAGAUUAUUCGAAUGGGCGGUUUGCGUAUGAAGAUACUUUGGAUUUGCAAUACAAAGGUCUAUUCAUGGAGCAAGGCAAAGUUCUUACUUUCUACUCUGCCAUUGAUUUCUCUGGAAACAAACUCGAAGGAGAGAUUCCAGAAUCUGUUGGUCUUUUGAAAUCAUUGAUUGCCCUAAACUUAUCAGACAACUCAUUCACUGGACAUAUCCCGAUGUCUUUUGCCAAUGUGACUGAGCUAGAGUCAUUAGACCUGUCAGGGAACAAACUCUCAGGGGACAUCCCGCAAGAACUCGGGGGACUAUCAGAUUUGAUCACGAUGAUGAAAUCUGAUGAUCGUAGUCGUAGUUUUUCUAAGCAGAGAUUUUACGAAUUUCUCGAGCAUACGGUUUCUGAAAACCCCCAAAGUUUUCGUCGUUUUGAGUCUGAACCGUCUUCUAGACCUUCGUCGUCGUAUGUGAACAAAGAGUACGGUAUUGAUGACGAAGACAGAAGCUUUAAACUAUUGUGUGCGGUCGACAUAUCGUUAGGGUACAAGGCUAAGGAAGACAAAUCGAAAAAGGAGGAACCUAGGGUUUACUCAGGGCAGAUUAAUAUGGUGGAGAUGAUGCACGAAGUUAUCGGAGAGAGGCUUCAGAGCCUCUUAGAACGUCGAUACAGAUCAAUCACUUACGCGGAACCAGAAGGAAAAAACCCUAAUCAUGAUUCAGAAUCUUCUCGGUCUUCUCGCGAUAGAGGUCGUCGGUCCAAGGAAGAACGUUCGAUUGAGGUGGAAGAGAGAAGUCGCAAGAUACGCAAAGUUGAUCGUGAUCGUGGUUUAGAGGUUGAACCAAUUCAAAUGACUCCACCGGAGUGGCUUCUGAGGGUGAUGCGGAGAGAAGGGGACGGCUACAAUCCGAAGCUCAUCUCAACGAGGAAACUGUACAAGACUGAUCUCGACAAAAUCCAAGGACGUCUCUCUGUCCCUUUUAAGCAAGUUAAAAGUCCAGACUUUUUGACAGAGGAAGAGACAACACACAUACAUGAAAAUGCGAUGAAGCUUCGUGAUGAUGGUGUGAGUGUGGAUUUGGUGGAUCCUGAGAUGAAAAAGCAUGCCCUUGAAUUGAGGAAGUGGAAGAUGAGUGGAAACUGGAAUUAUGUCUUAUGUAGAGGUUGGAACGAUGUGCUUUCUGAUAACAGGUUUGAGGUACACCAGCUCUUUCCUCUCUGGUCUUUCCGAUCUGGAGAAGGAAAACUCUGUUUUGCUCUUGUCCCUUCUGAGACGACAAGUUCCAGCCACGGUGGCGGCUCUACUUCAGAAGAAUCUGGCCGUGGAAACUUUCUUACUGGUGGUGAUGGUGCUUCUACUUCCGGUGAAUCUGGACAGGUACAGUUACCGGUUAAUCCUCCUUCGCUUCCAGCAAGAGAUACAAACCACUCAAGCCAAGGCGGUUCAGGAGAGAGCAGCUCUAGUUCUUCCUAA